CCUUUUGUCUUUCUUCUACCUCCAGCCACGACAUGUUCUGCUGUCUACAGCCACGAUUUUUCUCUCUUCUCUACGCUGCUCAGGAACCACUGCAAGCUCCCCUCACCGGCGGCCAUGUUUGCUGCGAUCAACAGCUGCCGGUGGUGGAGACGAAGGGCUCUGGUGCUAUAACCUGUAGUUUUUUGGCUGCAACCGGAGUUUGAAGAUGCUGGAACCAGAGGCCACGCUUGCUGCAACCAGUAGCUGCCGGCAGCAAAGAUGACGAGCUCUAGACAAGAGAAAUCAGAUGUUAAACCAGUGCACAUCGAAGCUACAACUGUCAACGCCAAAUGCUACGUCCGGCAAUCAAAAAAGCUACAUCCUUCUUUGAAAAAAGCUUCAACGGAUACGGGAUAGCUGAAGGUCGGCCACCGCGUAGCGCAAAAAGAUGCAACCGGCAGCGAGAAAGCUACAACCGGCUUCAAAAAAAGUUUCACACAGAUACGGGGUAGCCGGAGCUCGACCACCGCGCAGCCAAAAAAAGCUGCAACCGGCCACGAGAAAAGCUACAACCCACUUCUAAAAAAGCUUCAAACAGGAAACAAUGGCUAACAAUGGCGAGUGGCAAACGACAAAGCUGUGUGACGGUGCUGCGAUGGGCGCAUGACGAGCUAUGAUAGCGGCCGGUGACGAUGCUGGAACCCUCACCCCGGCGGUGCUGCAACCAGGGGGUAUGAGAUACAUCGAGAUGCAAAGGCGGAGCUGCAUCCGGGGAGCGGCCCUGGCGAGCGCCGACGGAGAGCGGCCCUGACGAGUAGUAGUAGGCACUCGGCCCGGUAGCUCAUGCCACGGCCGCGGACCGCGUGGGACCAGGAGCAGCAGCAGGAGGAACAGAAGACAAACACGCGUGAAACAGUGAGACGGUUGCAACCGCCACCACGCCACCGCGUGCGUCACCACCUCCUUACCCCUCGCAGCCGCGUCCACCAAUAUUCUGGUCUCCUCCAGCGCAGCGCAGGAAACCGCCAUGCCCAAAGCUUCCUCCUUGCCAAUUGCCACCAAGCCGUAUAUAAGCCGGGUCGCGUGGCCUUUCUCCCUUCACCAACCCCAGCAAGAAACAACCCAAGCAAAGCCACCAAUUGAUUGAAGCAAAGUCACAGAGCCUGCGUGCAAGAAAGCGUCGGCCACCUGAGCUGCUGCCGGAAUCAUCCCCGUCUCCUAUCGAGUAUGGACAAGGUGCUGGCCUUCUCCAUCCUGAGUGCAUCGCCGGCCGACAUCGCCCUCGGCACCGGCGCCAGCGGCAGCUGGGCUCGGCUGUCCUGGCGGGGAAGGAAGCUGCAGGUGGACGACCGGGCUGGAGCAGAGCACCAAGGGAAGCAGGGCGGUCUGCCGCGGGAGGCAGAGCAGCGGCACGACAAAGGGAAAUCGCAGUCGCCGUCGACGUUGCCGCCACGGUUUGCGCCCGAGUUUGAUGGGAUCGACUGCUUUGAGACCAUCGUGUGCCAUUGAUCGGUGAUGAAUCGCGAUCUGCUCCUGUUCCCGCCGCGCGUGUGACUACUAAUUCUUUCUUCUUCAUACUAUCGGCAUGUUCAUUCGUUGUUAAGUUGUGCUUCUAACUGAAGCCGGAUGUUGUACAGAAUACAGAGCUGCCUAUAAACCAAGUUCUUUCAUGUGGCACAAAGAAGCCCAUUUUCGCCGCGAUUAUUCAGACAAGCUUUGGUUUUUAAGGCUGGACGUCAUGACGGAGUAGAGAUGUUUAGUCUUACUAAUCUAGAAUUGAACGGAGAGCACAACUUUGCUGGUAGUGGACCUAGCCAUGUGGAGAAGCUUCAAAGAGACAAGCUUGAUUGCCUCUAACAAAACUAUUGCCUACUAUCA
Molecule: messenger RNA, 1857 nt
Organism: Triticum urartu
Lineage: Eukaryota; Viridiplantae; Streptophyta; Magnoliopsida; Poales; Poaceae
Source: RefSeq, a predicted model, not a curated record